GGCUCUUCUUGUCUCUUGACUUAUCUCUCUCUCUUGAGUCCUGUUUUCACUCUUCCUCUCCAGGAACACCCAAACCUACUCACGCCUCGGUAUCGUCUGUAUUCCCGACAGUCGAGUUAUUUUCCUCCGUCGAAUCCCGCUCUUAUAGCUCCCCUCAUCUGUGUGCCUCUAUGUGCCUGUCUGCGCCCAUCCUCUCCUCGUUCGAUCUCGUUCGCUUUCCUGGCUCCUCUGCCUCCUCUACCUCCUCCGCCGCCUGUCUCCUGGUUUCGAAUUCAGAUCGGAAAGUCCCGGCAUCAUCACUUUCGCGUCAGCCUCCCACGGUGUCUGCGCCCGCUCUCUUUUCCUCCGCCGUGCUGCUCGAUCCCUCCGUGGACGAGCUGAUCUGGGUAGGGGUUGGUCGUCCGUCCUGAACAAGGGCGGACGGUAAAUUCAGUACUGUUUUGUCCGUUCUCUAAGGGAGCAAAGAAGAUUGAGUGCGAUCACUGGGAGCAUCUUGCCUUCCUUUUCAGCCCCAGCUGCGAAGGUAGGGUGUUGUGAGUUGUGACCGGGUUCGAAAUAUAAUUUGCAGGCUGGACCUUGCAGCUGCUGGAUUGUGUGGUCCAUGGUUGUGUGGGUGUGAUCCGCCUUCGGCUUGCUGACGCUCUGCUCUGUACUUUUAUUGGAGCCUACAUACUGCAAUUGAUAGACAAGGGAAUUCUAAGUCGUACCGGUGUACCUGGGGGAAAAAAAAAAAAGAAAAAGAAAAAGAAAGAAAGAAAGAAAGAAAGAAGGAAACCGG
Molecule: messenger RNA, 778 nt
Organism: Aspergillus ochraceoroseus IBT 24754
Lineage: Eukaryota; Fungi; Ascomycota; Eurotiomycetes; Eurotiales; Aspergillaceae
Exons: 2
Coding region: 171-410 (79 amino acids)
Source: RefSeq, a predicted model, not a curated record